Molecule: messenger RNA, 6059 nt
Organism: Engraulis encrasicolus (European anchovy)
Lineage: Eukaryota; Metazoa; Chordata; Actinopteri; Clupeiformes; Engraulidae
Gene: fnip1
Product: folliculin interacting protein 1
Exons: 19
Coding region: 82-4443 (1453 amino acids)
Cellular component (GO): cytoplasm
Molecular function (GO): ATPase inhibitor activity; protein-folding chaperone binding
Source: RefSeq, a predicted model, not a curated record
UGGAGUUAGUUUCAAGGAACUAGGUGUGCUUUUUGGAUUGAUGAAAAAAGAGAAUUUCUGUACCGAUAUAUUUGGUACAAAAUGCCUCCAACUCUUUUUCAAAAACUUUUUAAUAAGAGAAAUACAUUUUCGCCACCUCCCAAAUGCAACAAGGAAGACCCUUCCUUCAGCUGGCCCACGCCUGAGCUGGAGCCGAGCCAGAUCCGGCUGAUAGUAUAUCAGGACUGUGAGCGACGGGGGAGAAAUGUCCUCUUCGACUCCAACACCAAGAAGAGGAGCACAGGAGAGGAGACGCAGGUGCCGAAGAUGUGCGGGGAGGCCCAGGUGAAAGUGUUUGGUAAAUGCUGUCAGCUGCGGCCGACGGGGGGAAGCUCGUCCUCUCUAGACAGCUCGUCCUCCUGCACCUCAGAGCCAAGGGAACAGGGCCUACGCUUCCAGGGCGGCUCCAGAUGUUCGUCGGAUGCCAACAUGUUGGGGGAGAUGAUGUUUGGCUCGGUGGCCAUGAGCUACAAGGGCUCUACGCUAAAGAUCCACCAAAUCAGGUCGCCGCCACAGCUGAUGCUGAGCAAAGUGUUUACGGCGCGCACAGGGGGCAGCGUCUACGGCAGCCUGAACACGUUGCAGGACAGCCUGGAGUUCAUUGGGCAGGAUCCCAACGCCCUGCGAGUGGACCACAACACCGUCACCGGCGGCUUCCUUGGAAACAUAGGAUUCUCUCAGCUCUGCAGCCCGCGCCGGGCGCUCUCUGAGCAGGGCCCUCUCCGUCUCAUCAAGAGUGCUUCUUUUUUUUCAGGUCACAGUAAUCCUAUGGACAUGCCUGGCAGAUCGCUGUACGAUGAGCGGGACAGUGGCAUUGCACGAUCAGCGUCUCUCAGCAGUCUCCUGAUCACGCCGUUCCCCUCGCCGGGCUCCUCCCUGACCAGCAGCUGUGCCAGCAGCUACCAGCGGCGGUGGCUGCGCAGCCAGACCACCAGCCUGGAGAACGGAGUCUUCCCAAGAUGGUCCGUGGAGGAGAGCUUCAACAUGUCCGACGAGAGCGGUGGGCCGAACCUGGGGGUGACCCGCAAGAAGAAGAUCGCCAUCGGGGUCAUCUUCCUGCUCUCGCCCAACGAGGAGGAGAACAGCCGCUUCCAGGACUUCUUCUUCUCCCACUUCCCCCUCUUUGAGAGCCACAUGAACAAGCUCAAGAGUGCCAUUGAACAGGCCAUGAAAAUGAGCCGGCGCUCUGCGGACGCCAGCCAGAGAGCCCUGGCCUACAGUCGCAUGGUGGACGGCCUCAACGAGUUUCGGUCGACCAUCUGUAACCUGUACACCAUGCCGCGUGUGCCGGAGCCCGUCUGGCUGGCCAUGAUGUCGGGCACGCCGGAGAAGAACCAGCUGUGCACUCGCUUCAUGAGGGAGCUGGCCCUGCUGAUGGAGCAGGCAUCCAAGAAUCAGUUCCUUCCUGCCCUCAUCACGGCGGUCCUGACCAACCACCUGGCGUGGGUGCCCACAGUCAUGCCCAACGGCCAGCCGCCCAUCAAGAUCUUCCUGGAGAAGCACUCGUCUCAGAGUGUGGACAUGCUGGCCAAGACGCACCCCUACAACCCACUCUGGGCACAACUCGGCGACCUGUACGGCGCGAUCGGCUCGCCGGUGCGGCUGGCGCGGACGGUGGUGGUGGGCCGGCGGCAGGAGCUGGUGCAGCGCCUCCUCUACGUGUUGACCUACUUCAUCCGCUGCUCGGAGCUGCUGGAGACGCACAUGCUGGACAGCGCCGAGGACGAGGCCAUCGUCACGCCGGGCUCCCUCAUCACCACCUCGCUGCGGCGCGGGGAGGUGGAGGAGUCGGACUACGUGCUGGUCACCAUGCACAAGCACAGCCGUGACUACCUGGCACAAAAUGCCGCGGCAAGUGGUGGCGGUGGUGUGAGGACAGGGGAUGGGGAAGGGGAGGGUGAGGGUGCUGUGGUGGGUAGCUACCAGUCAGAUACCCACAGCAUGCAGAGCAGCACCUACACGGACACUGAGGCUGGUCUGGGACCCGAGGAUGAGCCGGUGCAGGAACAGGGACAGGAAGAGAGCUCGCAGAAAGAGCUGCUAACACACACGGUGGUGCACUGCACGUCAAUGUCGCAGGUCACGAACACAAACACGAACACGCACAGUACUCACACGUUUGGCACGGUGCCCGUGAUCCGCACGGAGGACGUCAGCGAGCUCUCGCCGUGCAAGGAGAUGUGCAGCCCUCGCCUGGAGGCGCGGCUGGAGACGCUGGUUUGCGUGGGCGCUACGUCGCCCCACGAGCAGCCUCUCGUCUUGGGGAGCCCUGGGGAGAAAGAGAAGGUGGAGCAACAGGAGGGUGAAAGUAGAGUGGGUGUUCAGGCAGAGUCUCUGCCUCUCACCUCUGCCACUCAGGAGGAACAGGACCAUCACCAGCCGCAGCCGCAGCAGCGGCCACAGUCCCCAGUGUGUCGCUCGGGCGUCAAGGUGGCUCGCUCGGCCGGUAUCCACCUGGAGAAGAAGCCUCCAGACAAGAGCAUCGUGGCCCCGUACCCGUCGGACGAGGAGGAGGAGAAGGAGCAGAAGGCCAAACGGCACCAGAAAAUCCAUCACAACCACAACCAUCAUCACCACCACCAUCAUCAUCAUCACCAGCAGCCUGCUGCCAAGGUGACGUUCCUGAUCGGGGACUCCAUGUCUCCCGAGUCGGACACGGAGAGCCGGCAGAGGAAGGUAGAGGAGGAGCUGAGGAGGCACAAGAAGCAGCUGAAGGAGAAGGAGCUCAAACAGCAGCUCCAGCAGCAGCUGCAACAUCAACAGCAUCAUCAACAUCAACAUCAGCAUCAGCACCAACAUCAGCAUCAGCACCACAAGGGAAGUACGGAGGGGCAGCGGUGCGAACCACCCAAGUCGACCGCCACGACCACCCUCGCAAAGGACCAAACCGUAGUGAGCACCGAGAAGGACUCCAAGGACUCCCAGGACCCAGAACAGCCCCAAACGCCAGCCCCGGCCCCGGUCAAACCUCCGCCUCCCCCCACCCUCUCCCUCCAGCGCACCUCCAGCAAGAUGCCCAAGUGGAGCCCGGCGCCCGAGGAGGACAGCUGCACGGACUUGUAUGACGAGUACUACAGCAGUGACGUCCACGCUGCGGAGACACGGACUGUAGAGGAGGAGGAGGUCUCCAAAAAGCAGCAGCAGCAGCCACAGGCAUCAGUACAACAGCAACAACUGAAGGAGGAGGAAGAGGAGGAGGAGGAGGAUGAGCAGGAGGAGGUCACUCCUGUGGAGGCUAAGCCUAAACCCAGCCUGGCGGAUCUCAAAGGGGCGCAGGACUACAGCAAAGAGCCCAGCAGGGACUCUGCCUGCAGCAGCAGUAGUAGUUUACACACAGGGGCCGGCAGUAGUACCAGCAGUUUGCAGGGUGUGGCCGGCAGCAGUACCAGCAGUUUGCAGGGCGCGGCCUGCAGCAGUACCAGCAGUUUGCAGGGCACGGCCUGCAGCAGUAGCAGCAGUCUCCACGGAGGACCCAUAGGCUGCUGCUGCCCCCCCUCCUCCUCUUCCUCCACCACCAACACCUCCAUCUGCCGAUGCUGUUCUGCCGUGCAGGACAAGGGCAUCAUCAUUUCCGUUACUGUCCCCCAAGGGGACGCCACUAACCCCACCACCAACACCAACACCACCACCGGCAGCAGCAUGAUCACAGGGGACCUGAAGAAGGCGGCGGUGGUGAACGACUGGGAGAUCCCGCGCAACGAGAGCUCGGACAGCGCGCUGGGGGACAGCGAGAGUGAGGACGCGGGCCAGGAGUUGCCGCUGCCGCCUAGGACGGAGGAGCCCUACUACAGGGACCAGGACCAGGAGGAGUGGCAGGACGAGGUCGAGGUUCCAUUCCCAGGGGAGAAGCUGGUGGAAAACUACUCCAAGCCUCAUGUAGCAAACUUUGGGAGGUCUCUCUUUGGAGGGUACUGCCCAACGUACAUCCCCGACUUUGUUUUACACGGAACACCAAACGAUGAGAAGCUCCGGCAGAGCCUCAUCUCUGAUCUGGCACAUACUGUGCAGCAUCCGGUGCUGGAUGAGCCCAUAGCGGAGGCCGUCUGCAUUAUCGCAGACACGGAGAAGUGGACGGUGCAGGUGGCCAGCAGCCAGCGGCGGCAGACGGACAGCAAGCAGCUGGGCAAGGAGGUGCUGGUCUCCAACCUGGUGUCCAGCCUGCUGCACUCCACCUACCAGCUCUACAAGCUCAACCUCUCGCCCAACUUUUGUAUAAUGCACCUGGAGGACCGUCUGCAGGAGCUGUACUUCAAGAGCAGGAUGCUGGCAGAGUACCUGAAGGGCCAAACCAGAGUGCACGUCAAAGAGCUGGGCAUGGUUUUAGGGAUCGAGUCCAGUGACCUUCCCCUACUGGCCGCAAUAGCAAGCACUCAUUCGCCCUAUGUUGCCCAAAUACUGUUGUAGACCAUCAUCUAUCACCAAUGGACAUCGAUGUAGAUGCCUUGUGGCAGGAAUGUAAAGACUUUUUUUGUUCCUUUUUUAUCCUGCAUAUCAACUGUGUAAAGCCACAACCACAGCCGGACUGUAAGACCAUGUGUAGGCCUUCCAUUGACCUCCACGGUCGUUUAUACAGCACUGGGGGACAAGGCCACCACGUUCCAGCUGCCUGCAAUGGAGACAAUCUAACACCUGGGGGCAGCAGAGGUAACCUCUGUCCUUCUGCUCCCAGUGAUCACUAGAUGGACUAUCACCGUAGGUACUUUCAUGAAUCGUCUCCAUGCUUUUUUAAAUUUUAUUUGAGUGUACGUUUUUAAUCUGUUUACUUCUGCAUUAUUUGUUUUCACCAAGAAGACUAGAAAUCCAAAGAGACGUUGUCUAAGACAUUCAUCUCUGAAACAAGGAAGGGACAAAGCAGACCGCUUUUCACCUCAGAGCACCUUUUGAUCUGUAGAAACGAUAUAGGCCUUGCUGAAAAGAAAUAAGAAUAGGAUAUUUUAAAUCACAGUGAAAAAAGUUUUAUUGUCAAUGAUGUGUCAUUUUAUUUUAUCGAUAGAAUGUUCUUGUAAUGCCCCACGAAAAAUUGCCCAGUUGGAUUUCUAAUGCUAAGGGUUUUGCCAGCGAAAUUUGGAUAUUUUUGGUCUCCGUGUUAUCCAAUCAAUUCAGCACUACCUCAAAGAAAUGUGAGGAUUCACAGCUGUAUUUUUAAAAAGAUUGCAGAAUCAUUAAAUAGGCCUGAAUUAGUUAAAUUUAUCAAUGUAAGGCAAUCUUACACUUCUCAAAUCCUUUGCUGUUUCUUUAUAAUGUAGGCCUGUUAUCACACAUCAGGUGUACAGUUAGUCCUUAAUCGUUUUUAAUUUUGAAUGCCAUCGAUUCAUGUAACAUUUAUAUUUCAAAGUGAAAUGCUGAACUAUUUUCACACUUUACAGUUUAUAUACAGCUUCGCCACUUUGUUUACCGCUAAGAUGCACGUGUUAACGAAAAGUAAAAAAGGAAUACGAGUCUGUCAUGCUAUGAUGAGUACAUGGGAAGAGUGUUUGAGAAUAAUUACAUGUUGAUUUUAUAAACAUGUAAAAGGCAAAUGAUUUGUGAAUGACAAAAACAUGUAUUUUUUACAAGUAUUUUUAAUGUCCGUCGUCAGUAAAUCCAUGAAUUAUUUUUGUCUUGAGGUUGUUCAACCUCAAAGUCUUAAAUGGACAUGUAGCAUAUAUGGAAUGAAGGAAUGGGGAAAAUGUACUUCAAUGGUUAUAAUGCAUUGAUUUGCUUUCAGCGUAUGAUGUUUGGCUUAUGCAAAUGACAUGCAAUUCAAUAGCGUUUUGUAAAACACCUAUUUGCAUUUGUCUAAUGUAUUUAUACUUACAUUCUUUAUACAUGAACUCAGUUAAAUUAUUUAGAAUGGUGUGUAUUGGUUUAUGUAUAUAUUGUUUUCAGUUUGUUUCCAUUUAUUUGUACAUAUUGUCUUUCAAUAUUGGAUUAUUUUUCUGUAAUUAUCCUUUCCCAAUUUUCUGGGAAUGUUGUGCAAUAAAACAUGCCAUUAUUAAAGUUACAAAUGUGUCAUGCACAUCUGUAUUAGCUUGUUACAG